UUAACAUAUUUCAUUUAAAUAUUUUAAAGUUAAAUCAAGCAAAUGAACAAUGGUUUUAUUCUGAGCAAUACAGGCCCCUCCCCCCCGCUGUUGAAAUAACACUAUUACAAGCAUUCGUUGUACAAAAGUCACAUCAAAUACACAUUAUUUUUUUACAAAAUGACACUGCGCAUAGGGUUGCCAGCAUGAUCCUUGGAUAUGUACUAGCAUGUCUCAACAUGUUUCCCUGAAGCUAAGAGUGUGCCAUUUUCCCGGACACGGCCAGCCUAUCCUUGUACACUCAAUGCAGCACUUCCCUUUUGCCUUUGCACUGCUGUUGGUAAAAAUGGUGUAUAUGCUUUUCAGAUUUAUCUCAAGCCUUCUGAGACAUCUAUUGUGAAACAAAUGCCAUGGCAUCAUCUAAACAGACAGGAAUGGCUGGUCAAUAUGUGGACAGUGAUGAUUCUGAUUUUGCUCUUUCAGAAGUUAUGGACACCAUGGGGUCAAGUUCUCAGGACAAUGUCUUGAAGGCUGGUGAUAAUAUUCAGGAAAUAUUCAGAUGGCCCUCAAAGAUUCUGGACAAGAACUCAAUUGAAACUCUGAAACCAACUGAAAACAAAAGGAAAUAUUCAGACAAUAAAGUUCAAAAGGAAGAAGACCCUGAGAGCAGACCUCCCAAGAGCCAAAAACAUGAUGAUGAUCUUGUUGAAGAAUUGGAGAAUUCUGCUUUGAAGUACAAGAGAAUAUCUCAGUGUUUUAUUCAUUUGCAAAGAACAGCACAGCAAGUUCGGAUACAUUGCGAAACGUUGAAUAGACUUGCAGCUAGUUCACAAUGUACAACAGCAGAUCUGGACGCUAUUGAGAAGGCUAUUAAAUAUCCCUGUAACUAUGUGGUCUGUGGGGACACGCCCUUUGAAAAUGUGCAAAUAGGAGGGGGAAGUUCUAAUUGUCAAUCUCAAAAGGUCAGGCAAAGAAAAGGGAAUUAUUUGAGAAAAAGAGCAAUUAAAAUAUUAAACAGGGCAAGAAAGACGCUUGUUACAUCUAGGAAUGGGGGUAAGAAAAGAACAUAAACAUAUAGCUUCUCAGGCUGCUGUACAGCGUUCUGAAGGUGUAGGGGCACCUCCACCCCCACACUCACCUUUGCCCCCCCUCCAAAUAGCCCCCAAGCCGCACCCUCCGGCUUACUCCCAACCCCUCCCCAUCUCCCCCUCCAGUUCAUCCUCUGCCACGCCCUCCAGGCCUGCCUCCAAAUCAUCCCCAAGAUGAACACCCACAUCUGCUUCCAACCCCUCCUCCAUCUCCAGACCCCCUCCCAGACCUGCCCCCACCCCCUCCAGAUAAUCAUGUCUUUGCAGAAAGGGUUCAUGGUUGGGAAUGAUUUAACAGGAGGUAUCAGGCUAUAAAUAUUGCAGAGGAAUUCUGAUUUGUCAAUUAAGAACAUAUUAGGUCAUAUUCAGAGGCUGUAGCUGCUGUGCAUCGGGCGAUUCAAGAGGUUCUGGAUCAUGUGCUUUUGAGAGCUGGUCCUGAGGAUUUUAUCCAACUAAGAUUACAAGAUGCUGGUUUAGCAAACCCUCUGUUUUCAGUGGAAAGAGUCAGGGAUCUUUUAAAUGCUGAGGAUUUUUUAUCUCACACAAGUAACCUCCUGCAGAGUAAUAUGGACAUCUGUGUACAGGGAACACUCUCAUUGGUUAUUACUAUUGUGCGAACUCCUCAAGGAGGGGGCCAUUCCAGAGCUAUAGAUUCUAUACCUUACAGCUCAAUUAUUGAAUGUCACUAAUAGUGAAAAAAUUAAUUUUGACAGUCUGAAGGACCUGGUGUUUGACUACGUCUCAGACAGAGAGGAAGGAGGUGCUCAUGAAAUAGUGGUGCAGCAACAAGGGAUUGUUAGAAAUAAAUGUCCGUGGUCUAUCCACACAAAAGAACUAAAGAAAACUCAAAGAGUGGUUUAUGACAAGAGUCAUUACUGAAGGGUUUAAAACUCUCCCUUACUGUUAUUGACUAUGGCCACACAGUGGCAACAGCCCUUCUCAGCUAUUCUAGCAGCACCGAGCAACUGUGGAAAAACUGUCUUUGUAAAAAAUAUGUUGGAUAACGCUCACAGUCUGUUUUCAGUGAAACCUGAGAAACCUUUGUGGUGUUAUAGCUGCUGGCAAACUUUGUACCAAGAACUGCUAUGUAAAUAUCCUUUUAUUCAAUUUGUAGAGGGCUUGCCUGAUAACUCUGAUAAUGAAGAUUUGUUACCUCUGAAAAAAAUUAAGUUCUUAGUGAUA
Molecule: messenger RNA, 2249 nt
Organism: Sceloporus undulatus (fence lizard)
Lineage: Eukaryota; Metazoa; Chordata; Lepidosauria; Squamata; Phrynosomatidae
Exons: 5
Coding region: 390-1049 (219 amino acids)
Source: RefSeq, a predicted model, not a curated record